ACGAAAAACUGAAAACAACAACAUUGAACAUUUGAUGGGUGAACGAUUAGGCGCCAUUAACAAUGGUUUCAUAUCAAAAUUAUAAUUCUAGCUUGGUGUAUGAUGUAUAAAAACGACUAGUACUCUGGAUUGAUAUUCAGUGCUCAGUGGAAUUUCAGAAAGAUUUAACACGAGGAAUAUUAGUAAAAAUAUGCCGUUCACAAAUAAAAUAACAAUUCGUGGCAUUUGGCUGUGCUGGGCCGUUGUUUUGGCAACAUUGAUACAGUGUCAAUUGGUGGAAUCUCAAUACAGUACCUAUCCAUACUUUGGAGCCCAGGGAGCGGGCGCUGGAACUGGAUACGGAGGCUUGUAUGGCAAUGCCUAUGGAUACGGAUAUGGCUAUCCACAGUAUUACGGUUAUCCGGCCUACGGAUAUACAUACCCGGCCUAUGGCUACCCUGGAGGGGGCUACGGUAGCUAUCCUAGCUACGGCUAUCCAGGUUACAGCUAUGGUUAUCCCUAUGGCAAUGGCGUUAAUACCGCUUUCGCGAGCAGCAGUGGAGGAUUCGCUACAGCAAGUGCGAGUAGCGGAGGCGGAGGCUACUAUGGUUAAGAGCAGAACUGGAUAAAUAUUUAGGUGUAUUAUUUACUUAAGUAUUAAGUUUUUAAGAA
Drosophila sulfurigaster albostrigata is the source of this 651-nucleotide messenger RNA. RefSeq names its product prisilkin-39. The coding region runs from base 191 to 592 and encodes 133 amino acids. NCBI's taxonomy places the organism in Eukaryota, Metazoa, Arthropoda, Insecta, Diptera, Drosophilidae. The record is from RefSeq and is a predicted model, not a curated record. The transcript is spliced from 2 exons.